Molecule: messenger RNA, 2201 nt
Organism: Anopheles stephensi (Asian malaria mosquito)
Lineage: Eukaryota; Metazoa; Arthropoda; Insecta; Diptera; Culicidae
Exons: 5
Coding region: 1195-1986 (263 amino acids)
Source: RefSeq, a predicted model, not a curated record
GCAAGACUCGCCAUUUUAAUCAAAGAAAAGAGAAUGAACAAUGAUCGCCUUGAAUUUCUAUACGUCUAUUGAUGAAAUCGCAACAUCUUUCUGAUGAUGCAUCCACAAUUUUCGCAUGUCUAAGGACAUCUGGAACGCACCUUAAGCCACCUUGCAGACAACCCUCUUACGCACUUGACACGAUCACUUGCACGCAACCUUCUUACGCACAGCCUCAUUCAAUCUCUCACGCUCUCUCCCUCUCUUUCACACACCGCUUCCAACCGAUCCCUGACCUGGGACAAUGCGAGUGAAACGCACGCGCCAUCUUCCCUCACUUCCCUCCACCCCACCGAUCCCACCCCACUGAACCACUUCCCCGUCCCCACCCCGUCAAAAAACGGACCACUUCAUUGAGCCAAAUUCUCUCAAUGAAUUUUGAUUGUACCUAUUUUCGGAAGCCCAGAACACUUUGGGUGCGCUUCCAUAUCUCCAACGGCGCUCGAUUGCGUUUUAAUGGAAGAUCGAUGAUCGAACGAGAACUGCCACUGUUUUAACUUCAGGCGACUCGUCAGGCUGCUGCUGGCCAGUGUCAAGUGUAGCGUGCAGUGUGAUCCAAUUGGGCACACACUCGGGAGGACACACUUGCUCGAUCGCCCUUUCCUUUUGCUCUCGCACCGUAGCCUAGCGACCGUGACAGUAGCGAUGCUGCGGCUGCUGCUGCUGCUGCUGCUACUGCAUAGCUACCACACAGUAGGCGCCAUUUGUCAAACACAGUUAAUUAAAUCAGCGCGAAUUUCAAUUGAUCGAAUGUUUCGUUUGUUUUCGUUUCGCGCCGGACCGUUGCCGGCUUUCCAAGCACUGUCCGCGGUGCCUGUGCUGGUCGUCGUGAGAGUACACCGAGAUGUCACACGAUCACGCUGACACGAUCAGGAAAACCGGGUCUGAUGCCAGUGUGUAUGUGUGUGUCCGAGGGGGAAACGAGAGCAAUCCGUGGGGUGGUUAGAAGAUGAAACCGGCGGGUUGAACGAUAAUUUUUCGCAACAAAUUUUAGCGUCGCAACGGUAUGCGUCGCGACACUUGUGCUCGAUCGAUCGUGGCGUGCGGUACUGCGCAGUCCUCGAUCUCUCCCGGUCAAGAACUCGUGCGCUAACGAACGAACACCAACAAAAAAAAAAAACAAAAACCCCACCCAAGGCUUCGCUUUCGCUCACGAUGGUAUCGGCGGUCGAGCAUAUCUGCACACUGUUGCUGCUGCUGGUGGCAUCCGUUUCCCUCCGGCUGGAUAGCGUCGGUGGUGCACCAAUGAGAGCCGGAGCUGGUGAGGGAGGUGGAGGUGCGGAAGGGUGUCCACGGAGCGGGACGGAGGUGCGGGAGUGUGUCAGCACAUCGAUCCAGCAGUUUGUCAACUACAUGUCCAGUGGAAAGAUCUCGCCGAAGCACACGAUCACACCGUUCGAUCCGUUGUAUCUGCCCAACAUGACCAUCUUCCAGGAACGGCAGGUUAGGGCCGUGUACGUGAACCGAUAUCUAGUCGGGCUGAAGAACGCAUUCGUCCAAGAUGUGAGAAUGGAUAUAGAUAAGCUAGAAUUUAACGUGACGACCCUGCUGCCGGCCCUGGAGAUGUUGGGUCUCUUCUCCACGGAAACCUUCCAAGAUCAUCAAGUGACGGAGAACUCUAUUCUAACCUUCUCCAUUCGUAACACAAUAGUAGACUUCGUGGCCAAAGGCACACUGUACAGCAUGACGGAUGCGAGCGGCACGUCCAGCAACAAGCAUCUGCGGCUCCAGUUCGGCAUCAACCAGAUGUCGAUCGGCAGCUACGUGCUGAGCGAACAUCUAGACAGCGUACGUCACCUCGGCCCGGACCGGGGCAGAUCGGUUGCACCCGCCAAAUUUAUGCGCCUGAUCGAGAAGGACCUUCGGAUGCAGUUGGCGAAACGAUUACAGUACAUCGCGAACGAGGCGCUAGCGUUGACACCGUUCGUCAAACUCUUCCCCGUCUGAUUUUGCUGGUGAUAUAGUGAUGACAUCGAUCAGAAACUGGGCGAUCUCUAUCGGCUCGUUGGACAUUGUUUUGGUGAGCGCGUGAAUGAAAGAACGCGAACCUCCUGGCAGGGAGCAGGAACGGCACGGCCCGUCGCCGCGUUCGACAUCAAUUAUGACACAAAGACCGAAGGAGGCGCAAGCGCGAAACGGCCCGCCGGCCAAACGAUUGUGGG